CAGACCAUUGACUAAACAGCAAAGUUAGGACACAGACUGCUGAGACUAGUCUAGAGUUAACUCCGCGAAAAAAACAAACAAAAACAGCGGCAACACUGAGAUGCUGACCGGAGGAUUUUUCUAAUUGCCCGUUGGUGUCAAUGACAUGAACACAAUUGCUAAAAUACCAAAUAAUGACAGGAAAGCUGUGCUGCAACGCGUCUGUAAAUACUCCUGUCGCAUAGACAAUCUGCAUUGUUGAGAUAAUCGUUUGAAACUGUAAGCAGCAAUAAUGCGCGGGGCGGACCGCAACCGCAGGUCUGCCGUGAUUGUGCUCUGCCUGCUGGGAUGCGAUAUAUGGACAGCGGCCGCUAAAACACUGCAGGAAAACGGCGAUACCAAAGAGGUGGGACUAAAGGUUCACCUGAGUGACGCUAGCACCCAUCAGCCUCUCUCUGGUGUCACCGUGGAGAUCUUCACUAACCACACCCCUGUUGCAUCCGAUACCUCUGGUGCUGAUGGCAACGCUUUUAUCAGGUUCCCCUAUCGCCUUGGUGACCUUCUUGUAGUCACGGCAACCAAACGUGGCUAUGUACCCAACUCCAUCCCAUGGAGACCAAGCAGGCUACCUGUGUUCUCGUCUCUCAGUCUGGAUCUGCUUCCUGAGAGGGCUGCUACUCUGAUGGUGUAUGAUGACGUGGUGCAGAUUGUCUCUGGAUAUCGAGGUUCAAAACCACAGCCGUGGGUUCAGUUCCAGAGAAGAGCAUUGAGUCUUCCUUCUAAUGCAACAUACACCAACCUGACUGCCUUCCUCACAGUGAGCAGUUCAACCCAAGACACACAGUACUUCCCUUACCUGCAGGGCCUUCACUCCAACUACACAGGUAGUGAACAAAAGUUCGAGUUGACUCCUGUGGCUGCCAUUAGUGUCCAUCUUUUGGGCAGUGAUGGGACGGAGAUUCAUGUCAGUGAGCCAAUCAGUGUGAGUGUGCCUCUUCCUGAGAAUAGUGGCUUAAAAGAGAAUGAUCACAUCCCUGCCUGGCGGUUUGAUCCUAAACUAGGGGCCUGGCUGAAGAGCAGUUUGGCUUAUGUUCAGAGAGAGGGGAAGCAGUUAACUCUCACAUAUAUUGCCUCUCAGCUUGGCUAUUGGGUGGCGGCCAUGUCUCCCAUAAACACAGGUCCUGUGGUGGCGAAGGACAUCAGCACUUAUCAUACAGUCUUCCUGCUGGCAAUACUCGGAGGCAUGGCCCUGAUACUGCUUUUCCUGCUCUGCCUUCUGUUAUACUAUUGCAGGAGGAAGUGUGCCUGCUUGCGGCCUGCCCGCAGAAAGUUAAGGCUGUCCUCUGCCCUAGAUGGCUCUAAACAAGACCAGGCUACUUCCAUGUCCCACCUAAACCUCAUUAAUGAGACUCACCUGGACCACAACGGAGCAGAGCCAGACAUGCACACACCGAUGCUUAAACCCACACCCUACAACUCCUCCACCAGUGAGCUGGCAGUGUCACAGGAUAAACUCCAUAGCCGAGGAUCCAAUCAUUACAAGCAUUCAGUAGAGUUAUUUCCACUUAAAUCAUCUUGUUCAAACAAUCCUUCUGAAGGCUACGAUUCUUCUGCCCCACGUGGAGAGUACCGGCGCAGCUAUACCUCAAUCACGACUUCAUCUGUCCAUCCCCUCCACAUGUCUGUCUCAUCCUCGUCCCCCCAUCCUUUGCAUCUCACCACCUCAGCAGGACGUCUCUCUUCAGAAGAUAAAUCGAGCCUUCAUGAUCCAUCUCUCUCUCCUGUUAUAGCUACAUCGAUAAGUCCUGCAGGAUCCCCAGACAGGGAACAAGGAAUUGAGCGGCGACUGAACGAUUACAUGCUGUCUCGCUCCGUAGAUCACUUAGAGCGACCUGCACCCCUUCCCCUACCUGGAGCCCUGCUCUGUUGCACCUCUGAACUACAGGUCAGCCAAGGUGAAGAAACCUAUCGCAAGGCCCGCCCCACUCUCGUCAUCCCAGCCCACUACAUGCGACUCCCGGGGACACACCCCCUCUCGGGUCAGGCACUCCUCCUACAGUCAGACGAACAGAGCGAAUUGGAAAGCAUUCAGGCAGAGCUUAGCGCAUGCCAUCAGCCGCAGGGCCAAGUGCCACACCCAUGGAGUAAAGGCGAGCAAGAAGAAGGGAUGCAAGGUGUGGUGGAAGACCGAGGCGGAGGAGUGGAUGAGUGGACGCUGCAGACGGCAGCUAUUCCCGCAGAUCUUUCCAUCCCCAAUUCCCUCAGUCAGUCGGGUCUAGACGUGGUGCAGAUGAAUGGAGAAGAUCAGCUUCUGGCCGAAAAGACUUUGAUGGAGCUCAGGGGAGGAAAGCCCCUCCCUCACCCGAGAUCUUGGUUCGUGUCUUUGGACGGCCGUUCCAACGCGCACAUCCGUCAUUCCUACGUCGAUCUGCAGAGCGCAGGAUGCAACAACAGUUGUGUAGGAAGCAACGAUGCUAGUCUGGACUCUGGGGUUGACAUGAGUGAUGUCACACCAGGACGGCGUGUUCGUGACGCUGGCAAAUUUCUUGGUCAACACAGGGUCAAACCUGAAAAGGGGGCCAAGCCUGCAGUGCCUAUGGUCAGAUACGCACCGUUAGUGUUUUUAGAGGAUUCAAAUACGACUGUAGGUGAAAACAGUAGCCCCACUCCAGUCGGCAGCCCUGAAGAAAAAUCUACAGGGCCUGUACUGCAGGAAAGAGAGAUGGAGGAAGAUAAAGAGACCCUGUCACCCCCAUCACCACCUUUACUUCCUCCACCACCUCCUCUCCCUGAGCCUGUGGAUGUGACACCAGAGGAGACAGGGACAGAUAGUGAUGUUUUUAGGACUGAGGAUACUCAAAUGCAAACAAGCAAUAGCCGACCAGACAACCUGGUAGUCCCGGAUGACAGCGGAGAAGACGAGAACAAGAAGAGCCCUUGGCAGAAACGAGAGGAGCGACCACUACUGGCCUUAAACCUGAAAUGACACAUCCUUUAAAGGAAUAUUCUGGGUUCAAGACAAGUUUAGCACAGUCGACAAAAUUUGUGGCAUAACGUUACUUACCAUAAAAAAUUAUUUGUCUUGUUAAAUAAAAGAAAAUAGCAGUAAGGCACUUGCAAUGGUGUUAAAGGGAUUGUUCACCCAAAAAUUUUAUAUGAAUCUAUAUCUCACCCACACCUAUCACAUUGAAGAUAUAGAUUUAACCACUGGAGUCUUAUGGAUUACUUUUAAUCUUUGUUUGUGUUCAGCAGAAGACAGAAAGUCAUAUAUAUCUGGGAUAGCAUGAAGGUUACUAAAUUAUGAAUUUUCAUUUUUGGGUGAACUAUCCUUAUAACAUGACUUAUCAUUAUCUGUUUAAAGUUAUAUCCAAAAUAAUGACUUUGUUGUCAUGAUGGUCUUACGCCGGUAAAUCCUGUAAGUGAUUUUAUCUCACUAAAAUAACAUUUACUUGUGGAAUGUUUACAUCUUGUCACUAUACUUUUAAAACAGUGUAUAUUAAUGUUUAUGGACUGGCCUCAUUCACUUUGUAAAUGCUUUACAGUACCCACAAUGUUUGCUUUUUCUUUUUCUUCUUUUUUAUUUGUAUUAACAAGUUGACUGUUUUUGUGAAAAUCUACAUUAUGCCACAAAUGCUGUCAAUUGAUCUUAACUUAUUUUGAACCUGAAAUAUCCAUUUAAGUGCUUCCCCUGUGGACUGUUGAAUGGAGUUGCCUUAUGAGUGCUGGUCUGUGCACGACUCUUUGCCUGUGGCAAUUAAAGCAAAGCUAGACAUAGCACAAAUAAUAAAGGAACAGUUCUGCCUCACAACUGUGAGUGAGGAGGAACAAACUGAGUUUCCAAAGCAAAAAAACGCCUUUAAAUACCAACAUUUUGAUGCACAACUGUUAAGACUUCCCUAUGAACACACUUAAACACACAAAAGUUCCAUAAAUCAGUGCAAGCCAUUGUAUUGAUGGUGAAAUGUAAUUUAAGCUUUAUGAGAUGCUGCUGUUUUGGAGCAAUAUGACAUUAUAGUGGCAAAAUGUGUACACUGCAAAAUGGUCAAACUUCACCACUAAGUGUUUCCCAGCACUUAUUUGAACCUUUAUGGGACAACAGGUGGAAUGUUUUCCACAUCUAAUAGGUUAUAAAAUGAUAUAAAAACACCAUAAUGGGAUCAUUUUGCCUCACAAUCUAAAUCUCAUCAAUGUUUUCUUAUUUGUGGUUCAGUUGGUAGUGGAACACAUCUGAAGCUUUGGAGACCAAAUAAGUUUACAUAAUGCACCGUUUGUUCCUGUUAAUCAGUCAUUUUGGAUGUGUUGAGCACAGAUUUACAAAUGUAGUUUUGCUCCAACCAUAGGAUACUAUUACAGUAGACUUUGAAGCCAUCGUCGCUGGUGGGGUUCAGAUAAGCAGACCCGCUUUAAAAACAACUGCUAUGCAUAGCUUUAAUCUGAAGGAUCAUGUAGCUUUAGGUGCCUGUUUUAUUUUAACCACUGUAUUGUAAUUUCAGUUAUUUUUGUGAAUAUUUUAUUCAGGUUGUUUUGUUAUUUUUGAUUGGUCUUAGUGUGAGUGAGGUGGACUGCACAUUCAAUUGAGAGCUGGAUGCACACAUGCAAACACACCCACAUGAACAGCCACUAGCUUUUCAAUCCCUGUCAUUUCUGUCUUAAGUGCCUUUAUCCAGCAUUAUUUCCAUUUGACUCAGAUUUACCAAUUUGUGUCAUAUAAUGUGGUUUUUCACAAUAUAUUGACUCCAUUGGUAUUGCGCUCCCAUACUCCCACUGAUCUCUCUGUGUCCCAGUGAGUGUUUUAAUGUUGUAUCUGGGUAUGUUUUAAUUUCUCUCUAAUGAUGUCUGGAAUUUUUUUUUUUUUUUUUGGCUCCAUGUGUAUGUACAUUCAUUCAACCAGUUGUUUAUGCUCGAGUGAAUCUGUGUGUCUUUUGCAGACAUACUAUGCAGUGUGUGUAUGUACUUCCGUAGGAUUGAAAGCAAUGUGUCAUUUUGGCUUGUUGCUAGGGUAACCACUUGUUAAGAAUACUUGCGUCACUCUCAUCUCUUCAAUUAUCUACUUUGAAUGUCUGGACUGGUUGCUUGUAUUAUAAUUCAGGCAUAUUAUACAAAUAAAGCCACAACCUAAUCAACACUAUCUGAGCAUUAUUUAUAUAUGGCUGAUGGAAGAGCUAAAGAUCAUAUCAUAAAACAAGAACCAUCAGGGUCACUUUAUGUUGAAUCAAUGUGGCUUAAUAACAACUUUGACAGGUUUGGACUGACUGCACUGGAUGAAUGAAACGUGAUAACGCUUUAAGGUGAUGAGUGUGACUUAUUGAAACUUGAGGUAAAGUGUAACCUGGAGCAUAUAUUUAUUUUUAUAGUAUUUGGUAAAACAAGGAGUUUUAUUUUGGUUUGUUUUUCAGGAUACCAGCAUACUGGUGGUGAGCUAUAAUCUGUCCAAAUGUAUUAAAAAAAAAAAAUACAAACCACCGAAAUAAUUUAACUAUAAAGAAAAUCAAAACAGUCAGGGUGUAAUGAAUAAGGGAGUGGUGGUGGCAUAGUGGGCUAAAGCACAUAACUGUUAAUCAGAAGGAUGCUGUUUACAUCCCCACAGCCACCACCAUUGUGUCCUUGAGCAAGGCACUUAACUCCAGGUUGCUCUGGGGGGAUUGUCCCUGUAAUAAGUGCACUGUAAGUCGCUUUGGAUAAAAGUGUCUGCCAAAUGCAUAAAAUGUAAUGAGAAAAAAAAGAAUGAAGACUAAAUGUAAUGAAAAAUAGUGAGUGAUUAGAGUGAUUACUUGUUUUAGGUUAGGACUUACAAAUACUAAUCACGUAUAGAUUUAAGUGUUUGUGUGACUCAGUAAUAAUCUAUUAAUUUCCUGCAGCUUUGUGUGUGACAAAAUAUAGGG
This is a messenger RNA of Xyrauchen texanus (razorback sucker), 5861 nucleotides long. Its product is annotated as protein FAM171A1-like. The transcript is spliced from 8 exons. NCBI's taxonomy places the organism in Eukaryota, Metazoa, Chordata, Actinopteri, Cypriniformes, Catostomidae. Gene Ontology annotation, cellular component: plasma membrane. Bases 272 to 2965 code for a protein of 897 amino acids. The record is from RefSeq and is a predicted model, not a curated record. Gene Ontology annotation, biological process: stress fiber assembly; regulation of cell shape.